Molecule: messenger RNA, 11619 nt
Organism: Penicillium riverlandense
Lineage: Eukaryota; Fungi; Ascomycota; Eurotiomycetes; Eurotiales; Aspergillaceae
Product: histone acetyltransferase TRA1
Exons: 4
Coding region: 1-11619 (3872 amino acids)
Biological process (GO): regulation of DNA-templated transcription; DNA repair
Cellular component (GO): NuA4 histone acetyltransferase complex; SAGA complex; nucleus
Molecular function (GO): protein binding; transcription coregulator activity
Source: RefSeq, a predicted model, not a curated record
AUGGAGCGGAAUAUCGAUAUUUACGCCAGCAAGCUGGGGGAUGAAAAGCUGGAAGUAAAAGUGAGAGCCAAUGUCGCAACCGAGUUACGAGACAGCAUUGAACCAUUAUGCUCCGGUGCCAACUACCCUGUCUUUCUGGCAAAGCUGUGGCCGGUAUUCAAGGCCAUCUUGAAGGGGGACCCGGUCUUCUUAAGCUUGUCUUAUGAACAGAAACUACGAAACUGUAUCCUCGAGACCCUCCAUCGGCUACCAAUGGCUUCUCCGGACGUUGAGCCCUACGCUGCCGACAUGGUCGACCUGCUGAUGGAUCUCGUCCGGAUCGAAAACGAAGAUAAUGCCGUCCUGUGUAUGAAGACAAUCAUGGAUUUGGAGCGCAACCAGGCCAAAGCGACAGCGCAACGGGUACAGCCGUUCCUCGAACUUAUCCAGGAGAUGUUCCAGACUAUGGAGCAGGUGGUUCGGGAUACCUUCGAUAGCCCCAACCAAGCCACACCUUCUGGCAUGCCUUCCACGCCGAACACCACCGCCCAGAACUUUCAGUCGCCUCGGCCAAACUCCCCUGCAGCAUCUGUGGUAGACCUGGGAAAUCCCGACCAGCAGCAGUCAAGCAAUGUCAUCCUCAAGGGCAUGCAGUCGUUCAAGGUCCUCGCCGAGUGCCCCAUCAUCGUCGUCUCGAUCUUCCAAACUCACCGCGCGUCGGUAUCGGCAAAUGUCAAACUCUUUGUGCCACUCAUCAAGACUAUCUUGCUGCUGCAAGCGAAGCCGCAGGAGAAGGCGCAUGCGGAUGCUGCUGCGCAGGGCACAAUCUUCACCGGCGUGUGUAAGGAAAUCAAAAACAGAGCCGCAUUUGGGGAAUUCAUCACUGCUCAAGUGAAGACGAUGAGCUUCUUGGCGUACCUUUUACGUCUGUAUGCUCAUCAACUCCAAGAUUUCCUCCCGACGCUUCCAUCGGUGGUUGUGCGACUUCUUCAGGAUUGUCCGCGUGAGAAGUCCGGAGCAAGGAAGGAGCUUUUGGUUGCCAUUCGCCACAUCAUCAACUUCAACUACCGCAAGAUCUUCCUCGAAAAGAUCGAUGAGCUUCUGGAUGAACGGACUCUUAUCGGUGAUGGCCUCACUGUCUACGAGACGAUGCGGCCACUGGCCUACAGCAUGCUCGCCGAUCUCAUCCAUCAUGUGCGCGACCACCUCACUCGCGACCAGAUUCGGCGAACGGUCGAGGUGUAUACCAAGAACCUGCAUGACGACUUCCCGGGCACGAGCUUCCAGACAAUGAGCGCGAAGUUGCUUCUGAACAUGGCAGAGAAGAUUUCAAAACUCGAGGACAAGCAGGAGGCUCGUUAUUUCUUGAUCAUGAUCCUUGAUGCAAUCGGUGACAAGUUUGCUUCCAUGAAUCACCAGUUCAACAACGCGGUCAAGGUAUCCAAGGCCUACAAGGCCUACAAGAAGGACACCGAGCCUCAUGCGGAGAACUACCUUGCCGAGAAGGAUCAGCCACCGGACUGGGAUGAGAUUGAUAUCUUCUCGGCCUCUCCUAUCAAGACUUCCAGCCCUCGUGACCGGGGUGGGGACCCUGUUUCGGACAACAUUUUCCUCUUCAAGAACCUGAUUAACGGAUUGAAAAACAUCUUCCAUCAAUUGAAAAAUUGCAACCCGGAUGACAUUCAGAUCGAUCCGAACAGCGUCCCGAUCAAUUGGUCAGAAGUUUCCUAUGGGUACAAUGCCGAGGAAGUCCGAGUGAUCAAGAAACUUUUCCACGAAGGCGCUCGCGUGUUCCGCUACUACGGCGUCGACCAGUCUCCCCCGGAAAUCAAUUACUCCUCCCCAUUCGAUUUCCUUGCCAGUCAGUACACGGCGCCCAUGUCGCGCGAGGAGAAGGAACUUCUGGAAAGCUUCGGCACCGUCUUCCAUUGCAUCGACACGGCGACAUUCCAUGAGGUUUUCCACUCCGAAAUUCCGUAUUUGCAUGAGCUCAUGUUUGAGCAUGGUGCUCUGCUUCACCUCCCGCAGUUCUUCCUGGCCAGUGAGGCGACUUCACCGGCAUUCUCGGGAAUGGUGUUGCAAUACCUCAUGGAACGCAUCCACGAAGUUGGGACGUCUGACAUGACAAAAGCCAAAAUCCUGCUGAGGAUGUUCAAGCUCUCUUUCAUGGCUGUGACGCUCUUCUCCGUCCAGAACGAACAGGUGCUUCAUCCCCAUGUCACGAAGAUCGUCACCAAGUGUAUCGAAUUGUCGGUCACUGCUGAGGAACCCAUGAACUACUUCCUUCUCCUGCGAUCUCUCUUCCGGAGCAUCGGUGGUGGACGAUUCGAGCUUCUCUACAAGGAAAUCCUCCCUCUCCUGGAGAUGCUCCUGGAGACCUUCAACAAUCUGUUGCUUGCAGCUCGAAAGCCGCAAGAGCGUGAUCUUUAUGUCGAACUCACCCUUACUGUUCCGGCGCGACUGAGUCAUCUCCUUCCUCAUCUCAGCUACUUGAUGCGUCCAAUUGUGGUGGCUUUGCGCGCCGAUUCAGACCUCGUUGGCCAAGGCCUACGUACUCUCGAGCUCUGUGUGGACAAUCUUACUGCAGAUUACCUUGAUCCAAUCAUGGCUCCUAUUAUGGACGAGUUGAUGACCGCUCUCUGGGACCACUUGCGCCCUCAACCAUACAACCAUUUCCAUGCGCACACCACAAUGCGGAUCCUGGGCAAGCUCGGUGGCCGCAACAGGAAGUUCCUCAACCACCCACCCGAGUUGUCAUUCGAGCAGUUCUCCGACGACAACCCGAGCUUCGAUAUUCGGCUGAUUGGCCCCAGCGAGAAGCGGCCUUUCCCCGUGGAUAUUGGAAUUGACCUUGCGAUAGCCAAACUCAUGGAGGUUCCGAAGACAGCUUCUGCCAAGGACUCAGACGCCUUUUACAAGCAGCAGGCUUACCGCAUGCUCAGUUCUCAUCUCAAACUCCAGAUUGGGUAUGAGAACCUCCCCGAUGACCUGGCCUCCUUGAUCCGGUUGCAUGCAAACGACCUGUUUGAAAACAAGACCGGCCCCAUGGCCGAUAUACUUGACAAGUCCGAGCGAUCAGCAUCUAUCACGAAGAAACUGGCGCAGGAAGCAAUUGUGAAGAAGCUUAUCAAGGCUUGUAUCUUUGCUACGACGAUUCCAGACCUCGAGCAAACGGCAACUGCUUUCGUAGCGGAUGUUUGCAAGCAUUUUACCGUCGUCGAGGUCGGUCGGGCUCUUGCUCAAGCUCGACACAGCCGCAAGCCAUUUGAUGUGGCCAACGGAGAAGGCCCGGUGAACAUUGAUUCCCGAAUCCUGGCUGAGGCUAUUGUUGACUGCCUCUCCUCGGACAAUGUUCACGUUCGCGAAGCUGCCGAGAAGGUCAUGCUCGUCGUGAAGGAUGCUGCCGCUGUCAUCUUUGGUGCUCCCGAGAAGGCUUCCAAACUCUUGUUCUUCCAGCACCUGGGCCGUGUCUUCUGCCACAGCUGCCACAGCGAGGAGUGGUUCACGAAAGCAGGUGGCAGCCUUGGUAUCAAUCUCCUCGCGACCAAGUUGGACCUUGGAGAGUCUUGGCUUUACGAACGGCAUUUUGAAUUUUCGCGGGCUCUGAUGUAUGUCAUCAAGGACACGCCUGCCGAUCUCCCUGCUUCGACGCGCAUCCAGUCGCAGGAUACCAUUAACUUGAUUCUGCAAAAGUGCGGCAAGCUCAUGCCCAAGGAUGAUUUGAAGAACGAGAAGAGCCGCCUUCUCGCUCUCUGUGGCUUCUUCGUUUAUGAGCUGGGACAUAUGAAUAAACACGUCCGCGAAACGUCUCGCCGCUGCUUCAUAACCCUGAAAGACGAGCUUGGCUGCGAAGUCCAUGAGCUCAUUUAUCCUGUGAGGGAUCGCCUCCUCCAGUCGAUCUUCAACAAACCUUUGCGCGCUCUUCCUUUCCCAUCGCAAAUUGGCUUCAUAGAUGCCAUUACGUACUGCUUGGGCCUUCAUAACGACAUCGUCACUUUCAAUGAGCCGCUCAAUCGACUGAUGUUGGAGUCUCUUGCCCUGGCCGACGCUGAUGACGAAUCUCUGGCGUCCAAGCCGAAUGAGUUCAAGAACGCGGAGAUGAUUGUUAACUUGCGGGUUGCCUGCCUUCGCCUCUUGUCCAUGGCAAUGAGCUUCCAAGAGUUUGCCAACACCCCUCAAAACACGAGUCGUGCGCGCAUCAUCUCCGUCUUCUUCAAGUCACUAUACUCUCGGUCACCUGAAGUCAUUGAUGCUGCGAAUGCUGGGUUGAGAGAUGUCUUGACACAAACCAACAAGCUUCCCAAGGACCUGCUUCAGAAUGGCCUGCGUCCUAUCUUGAUGAACCUGCAGGAUCCCAAGCGUCUGAGUGUUGCGGGUCUGGACGGCCUUGCCCGACUCUUGACCUUACUUACGAAUUACUUCAAGGUUGAGAUUGGUGCACGUCUGCUUGAUCAUAUGAAGGUCAUUGCCGACGAUACUGUUUUGCAGAAAGUCUCUUUCAGUCUUGUGGAACAGAACCCGGCCAUGAAGAUUGUCGCGGCCAUUUUCAACAUCUUCCAUCUCCUCCCCUCCGCGGCCACGUCCUUUAUGGAGCAUAUUGUCAACAAAGUUCUAGACCUUGAGACGAAGCUGCGAAGAACCUCCCACAGCCCAUUCCGAAAGCCCCUUGUUAAGUACCUUAAUCGCUACCCGAAAGAGAGUCUCGCAUUUUUCUUUGCUCGCUUCAACGACGAGAGAUUCGGGCGCUUUUUCGGACAACUUCUGGCUGAUCCUGAGAGCGAAGCAUUGCGCAAUGCUGUGGUCGCCGACUCCGAAGGGUUUUCCCAUGCCGCCUUCCCGCAGGAGUCGACCGAAGGCAAGAACACUGCUGCCAUCAACGGUAUCUAUGUGGCGCACUCCGUCUGUUCCUUCAGCUCAACCAAGAAUUGGCUGGUUUCACAUACGGAUUUGAGGACCAAGCUUCUAACCUCUGGUCGAGAGUUGGAGCGCAAGCUUCGAAGUGACAGUCUGCCGACGGAUGAGCGACUCAGGGUGGAGCAGGCAGAAGAGCAAUUGAUGGACGUGUUCACAACCUACCUGACCGAAGCCACGCAUGACUUGGACUUUUUGUUUGAGGUCAUCGACGGAUUGUCCGCGGAUGAAUUGAAGCGUACGCUAGCGCUUCCGAAGUUCAUCUACCACCAGAUCAUCACGAACGAGUCGAUUGACUACCGACGUUCCGUCAUCAUGCGCUGCCUCGAUCUCUAUGGCCAACGUGCCUGCUCUCAGAGGACCAAGACGUACGCGUUCCGCCAUCUUGUUAAUCCCAUUUUUGCCAUGGACGUGCAGACUACGUGGAACAGCUCGCCAAACACCCCGAAGCUUAUGGACAAGAGCAUGACCGAGUCCAUCCAAAGCCGCCUGUGGAAGCCUCAACUGGCCGACAUCAGCGAGGAGUCGAGCCAAGCUGGAGUGGACCAUUCACGCAUGGAGCUGCUUCAGCUGUCUGCCUUGUUGAUCAAGUACCAUUCUCAAACGGUGCAGGACUCCCGCAAAGACAUCAUCAAAUUUGCCUGGAAUUACAUCCGCCUCGAGGAUAUUAUCAACAAAUACGGUGCCUACGUCCUUAUCAGCUACUUCAUUGCUCACUACGAGACACCCUUCAAGAUCGUGAUCCAGGUCUAUGUCGCCUUGCUGAGGGCUCACCAGAACGAAGGCAGAGCCCUGGUCACUCAGGCUCUCGAUGUAUUGGCUCCUGUUCUUCCAACAAGGACAAGCGGCAACCAAGGGGCAGAGGCGCGGUACCCAUUGUGGGCGAAGUGGCCUCGUCGUAUCCUGGCGGAAGAAACCGCGAAUCUGCAGCAGGUGAUGAGCAUCUUCCAAUUCUUGGUACGACAGCCGGACCUCUUCUACGAGUCAAGGGAGCAUUUUGUCCCUCUCAUUGUGCCUUCUCUGAUUAAGAUCGCGGGCCCACCGAACACGUCCAACGACAGCAAAAAGCUCGCACUCAAUCUGAUUGGUUUGAUCUGGCACUGGGAAGAAAAGCGGGUCAAGGGCGGCGCUGAUUCCAGCAGCUCCAGCGUGCCUCCGGGGCCUAUGGAAUCGCCAAAUGCGAAGAAGCGUAAGCUUGAAGAGGCCCAGGGAGCAUCGGCAUCUCCAGCCUCCUCUACUUUCGCUCCUCCGAGCGGUCGUUCAGAAUACACCGUUCCUCCUGAUCUCCGGGCGGCUUUGACCAAGUACCUCAUCACGUUCAUCACCACCAUUCCAGAACGCUUCUUGGUCCCGGCUUCUAAAAUCCGUGAAUUGCCCUCUUCCAAACAGCAGCCGCUUGUUCAUACUGGCGAGAUGAUCAUCAAAGCUACCAACCUGCUGCGAAACCUACUCUCACCGGAAUACUGGGGUGACCUCGACAUCGACCUUUAUCAGAAGGUGACGGAACCCAUCCUCUCAGGAGAAAAGGCAGACAAACCAGACGAGAAACAUAUCACUGCCAUGGUGAACACUUUGCAGGUCUUGCGGGUGCUGCUGGCGGGCAAACCGAACGAAUGGAUUACGGCCCGUCUCCAAACCGUUCAGAAGCUUUUUGAAAAGCCUUUGAAAUCGGAUAACCCCGAGAUCCAGGACUGCUUGCACGGAUUGGAAGAUGAGAUGGACAUUCCAAUCAAGCUGCCGCCGCCCGUGCGCCGUGUCCUUGAUGCUAUCCCAGAUGAACAACCUGACGACGAAGAUGCCAUGGACACCGAGGGAUCAGCGUCGGAAUUUUCCACAUAUCUGUCUGCGAUUGCCACGGAGACUCUCUCUGCAAGCAACUAUGUUUCGAGUCUGAAUACCCUUUGGACGCUUUCCAAGAACAAGCCUUCUGAGAUUGACGCACAUAUUCCGGCUGUGAUGAAGGCUUUUUCCCAGAAGCUUGCCAAGGAACAUGUUGCUGCCUCCACUACCACCCCCGCCGCCACCCCCGGCAACAACCAGAAUGGCGGACAGCCCCCGCAAGGUGCAAAGCCUUCGGAAGGGGUUCCAGAUCAGCAAGAGUUUGAGAUCGGCGUGGACCUCAUCUUCAAGACGAUUGAACUGAUCUCUGUGCGCAUGUCUCAUCUCGGCGAUCAGCGGCGGCCCUUCCUCAGCGUGCUGGCACAGCUUGUGGAGCGGUCGCAGAACAUCAAGUUGUGCAGCAAGGUUCUAGGCAUGACGGAGUCUUGGAUUUUCCAUUCGACCGAGUCGUGGCCGACUUUGAAGGAAAAGACGGCGGUUCUACACAAGAUGCUGCUAUUUGAAUCGCGCCCCGACCAGACGAUGCUGAAGAAGUUCCUCGACCUUGUCAUCCGAAUCUACGAGGACUCGAAGAUCACCCGCACGGAGCUGACCGUCCGUUUGGAGCAUGCUUUCCUGAUCGGCACAAGAGCGCAAGAUGUUGAGAUGCGGAGCCGCUUCAUGCGGAUCUUUGAUCGGAGUUUGACUCGGCUGGCUAGCUCGCGCUUGAGCUAUGUGCUCACUUGCCAGAACUGGGAUACUCUUGCUGACUCUUUCUGGCUUUCUCAGGCGUCCCAGUUGGUCCUUGGAUGUGUCGAUAUGAACACCAGCGCUCGCUUGAAUCCGGCUGACUUCACUCUGUAUCCUGUUUCAUUCCUUUUUGGCGGUGGUGACAAGGAUCCCAGGAAGUCAGAUAUCAUGGUUGAUGAUCAGCUGGAGACCUUCGUUGCUGAGCGCAGGCGGUUCAUGUCUGACAUUGGUGAUGUCCGGGUUCGUGACUUGAUGGAGCCUUUGAUUCAGCUGCAGCACACCGAUCCCUCUGUUGCCUACAAAUUGUGGACCACCCUCUUCCCUCUCUUCUGGUCCACAUUGUCCAAGGAAGAUCGGAUCGACCUUGAGAAGGGCAUGGUCAACUUGCUUACGCGGGAGUACCAUCAGAGACAACUGGACAAGCGUCCCAAUGUCGUACAGGCCCUUCUUGAGGGUACUGUGCGUGCCCGUCCAAGGUUCAAGAUCCCUCCUCAUGUCAUGAAAUACCUUAGCCGUACCUAUGACGCUUGGUACACUGCCGCGACAUACCUGGAGGAGAGUGCCAUCAAUCCGAUUAUCGAUACACCGACCGUCCGGGAGAGCAACCUGGACGCACUUGUCGAGGUCUAUUCGGGCUUGCAGGAGGACGACUUCUUCUACGGAACUUGGCGACGUCGUUGCAAGUUUGUUGAGACCAAUGCUGCACUCUCCUACGAACAACAGGGGAUGUGGGAUAAGUCUCAGCAGCUCUACGAGAAUGCACAGAUCAAGGCGCGCUCUGGUGCCAUGCCAUUCUCGCAGGGUGAAUAUUUCGUUUGGGAAGAUCACUGGUUGAUCUGCGCUCAGAAGCUCCAGCAGUGGGAGAUCCUUAGUGAUUUUGCCAAGCAUGAGAACCUGAACGAUCUUCUGCUGGAGGCUGCAUGGAGGAAUAUCGAAAACUGGCAGAGCGAAGGGAACCGCGAGCAACUCGAGUCUUUGAUCAAGUCUGUCUCCGACGCCCCCACGCCGCGGCGCACCUUCUUCCAAGCCUUCAUGGCUCUUCUCCAAUAUCACACGAAGAAGGAGGGUCUGCAGGAUUUCAACACGGUCUGCGAUGAGUCUAUUCAGCUUUCCAUCCGCAAGUGGUUGCAGCUGCCCAAGCGCAUCACGAACGCCCACAUUCCGAUUCUGCAACAUUUCCAGCUCUUGGUUGAGCUGCACGAUGCCAGCCAUAUUUGCGGCAGCUUGUCUCAGACCAACGAGCGGAAUCUGGAUACCAAGUCUGCGGAGUUGAAACUCCUGCUCGGGACCUGGCGUGAUCGGCUGCCCAACCUCUGGGACGACAUCAACACUUGGCAGGAUCUUGUCACUUGGCGUCAGCAUAUUUUCCAGCUUAUCAACGGCACAUACCUCAGCCUGUUGCCCCCUCAGACGAACAACGUCGCCAGCAACUCUUAUGCAUACCGCGGAUACCACGAGACUGCCUGGAUCAUCAACCGUUUCGCCCAUGUCGCACGCAAGCACCAGAUGCCUGAGGUCUGUAUCAACCAGCUCAGCCGCAUCUACACGCUGCCGAACAUCGAGAUCCAGGAGGCCUUCCUGAAGCUGCGCGAGCAGGCCAAGUGCCACUACCAGAACCCGAAGGAGCUGAACAGUGGCCUCGAUGUGAUCAACAACACCAAUCUCAAUUACUUCGGACCACAGCAAAAGGCCGAGUUCUAUACGCUGAAGGGCAUGUUCCUCGCCAAACUCGACCAUGUCAAUGAAGCGAAUGAGGCGUUUGGUGUCGCUCUCUACUACGAUCUGCGACUUGCCAAGGCCUGGUCUGAAUGGGGCCAGUACAGUGACCAACGUUUCAAGGCUGAUCCAACGGACUAUGAGUUGGCCAGCAACGCGGUCAGCUGUUAUCUCGAAGCGGCUGGUCUUUACAAGAGUGCCAAGUCGCGGAAAUUGCUCAGCCGUAUUCUUUGGCUUCUCAGUCUGGAUAACGACGAGGGCAAGAUUGCAAGUGCGUUCGAGAACUUCAAGGGAGAUACCCCGGUCUGGUACUGGAUUACUUUCAUCCCGCAACUUCUCACUAGUCUCUCCCAUCGUGAGGCGCGCCUUUGCAAGGCUGUUCUCGUGAAGAUCGCCAAGCUGUACCCGCAGGCGCUCUUCUUCCUGCUUCGUACGAACAGAGAGGACAUGCUGAGCAUCAAGAAGCAGCACGACCAGAAGAUGAACCGAAGCAGACAACAGCAGCAGCAACAACAACAACAGGGCUCUUCGCCAAGUACCAAGGCCCCUGCUGUCGAUGGAUCUCCCAUCCAGAAACCCCAAACAGCAACCAGUGCGUCUCCGGCCGUUCAGAAUGCGGGCUCUCCAGUAGCUGCGCAGACACCCGCACAGCCGCCGCAGAGCCAAUCACCUGCGCAGCCUCCAGCUCAGGUGCAGCAGUCACCACGCCAGGGCCCGGGCCAAAGCCCCAGUCAACCCCAAGCUGGUCAGACUUCGAACCCACCGCAGCAGAGCAACCUGCAAGCCUCGGGACCGAAUGGAACCCCGCAACAGAAUCAACCCGCCUCGACGGCGGAGGGAGAGAAGGAGCCGCUCAAGAAACCAUGGGAGUACUCCGACGAGAUCAUGUCGGGACUCAAAACAGCCUUCCCCUUGCUCGCCUUGUCGAUGGAGACGAUGGUCGACCAGAUCCACAAGAACUUCAAGUGUCCGCCCGACGAGGAUGCUUACCGUCUCAUUGUUGCUCUCCUGAACGAUGGGUUGGCUUACGUGGGACGCAUGCCUGGAUCGUACGCGCAGGAUUUCAAGCUGCCAUCUGCGACCGAAGCCAAUAUCACCAGAUUCGCAGAGACCAUUCUCCCCGCGCACAUCCGCAAAUCUUUCGAGGCGGACUUUGUGGUGAAGAAGCCGACCAUGCACGAGUACAUCCAGAAGCUGCGUCGCUGGCGUGACAAGUUUGAGGAGAAGCUCGACCGCCGGGCCCCGUCCGGAUUCCUCGAGUCCUACUCGCCGCACCUAAGCGAGUUCCGUUUCCUCAAGUUCGACGAAGUCGAGGUGCCAGGACAAUAUCUCCUGCACAAGGACAAGAACCAGGAUUUCGUUCGCAUCGACCGCUUCCUUCCGGACGUCGACUUGGUCCGGGGUAUUGGUGUCUGCCAUCGUCGCCUGAAGAUUCGUGGACACGACGGAAGCGUUCAUGCUUUCGCAGUCCAACACCCAGCCGCACGCCACUGUCGGCGUGAGGAACGGAUUCUUCAAUUGUUCCGCAUCUUCAAUGGGUUGCUGGCGAAACGCAAGGAGAGCCGACGACGGAAUCUGUACUUCCACUUGCCACUGAUGGUGCCGCUUGCGCCACACAUUCGCCUGGUCCGUGACGAUUCGUCGUAUAUCUCAAUGCAGGGCAUUUACGAGGACUACUGCCGACGAGUUGGCAUGAACAAGGAUGAGCCGGUGCUGUUCACGAUGGACCGGAUGCGUUCUCUGGCGGAAACGAAGCAGAAUCGCACGCCCGAUCAGCAGCAGGUUCUUCGUACUGAGAUCCUGACCGCCAUCCAGGACAAAUGGGUUCCCAGUACUGUGGUUUUGGAAUAUUUCCAGCAGACCUACCCCAACUUUUCGGACUUCUGGCUCUUCCGGCGGCAGUUCGCCUACCAGUACGCGGCCGUUGCUUUCAUGACCUACGUGAUGCACAUUGGCAAUCGCUACCCGAACAAGAUCCUAGUCUCUCGCUCGACCGGCGACAUCUGGGGUGCCGAGUUGAUCCCAACCAUCAACCCGGCCAAGGCGUUCUUCUACAACCCAGAGCAAGUUCCCUUCCGCUUCACGCCGAACAUCCAGACACUCCUGGGCCCCAUCGCCACCGAGGGCCUGUUCGCGUGUGCCAUGAUGGCGAUCGCUCGCUGCCUGACGGAACCGCGCCACGAACUGGAGCAACAGCUCAGCGUGUUCGUGCGUGAUGAGAUGAUGUUCUGGGCUACAGCGCAGCACCGUGGUGUCCUUCCGGUGCCACAGCUACGAGAUCUGGUCUACAACAAUAGCGAGAUCAUUGUCAACCGCGCCGUCAGCCUCGCCAGCCCGCCGGAGGGUAACCUGCCUGCCAACCAGACCACGAUCGAUCUAAUCUCGAAGGCGGUUAACCCCCAGCACCUGGCAUCGUGCGAUGCUUUGUGGAUGCCUUAUCUGUAA